This is a messenger RNA of Malus domestica (apple), 1888 nucleotides long. Its product is annotated as protein NRT1/ PTR FAMILY 6.2. NCBI's taxonomy places the organism in Eukaryota, Viridiplantae, Streptophyta, Magnoliopsida, Rosales, Rosaceae. Gene Ontology annotation, cellular component: membrane. The record is from RefSeq and is a predicted model, not a curated record. Gene Ontology annotation, biological process: oligopeptide transport; transmembrane transport. Gene Ontology annotation, molecular function: transmembrane transporter activity.
UUGUGAGCUGGAAAACAUAAAAUAGAAAAACAUCCUCAUUUCAGUCCCCUAGCUUACUUAUCAGCAUUCAUAUUUUCUUGUUAGUUAAACUUCCGAAAAUGGAGGGAGGGAAGAUGGGUUGGACUGUGGCCGGUGUCAUGGACUACAAAGGGCUCCCAGCCAACAAGUCCAGAACUGGUGGUUGGGUGGCUGCUGCGCUUAUAUUAGGAAUCGAAAUAUGCGAAAGGCUUUCGACCAUGGGAAUAGCAGUUAACCUGGUGACAUACCUAGUCGGAACAAUGCAUUUGCCGAGUGCAACUGCAGCUAACAUUGUCACAGAUUUUGUGGGAACAUCUUUUCUCCUGUGUUUGCUGGGAGGCUUUCUCGCUGACUCCUUCCUCGGCAGAUACAACACAAUUGCAAUCUUUGCUUCCAUACAAACACUGGGCAUGGUUGGAUUAGCAAUAUCAGUGAAAUUGCCACAGCUACGCCCACCUCACUGUGACACUACUGCCGCCACCAACCACUGCAAAGAAGCCAAUGGAUUCCAAAUGGGAAUUCUUUACCUUGCUUUAUACAUAAUCGCAUUAGGAAUCGGCGGCCUGAAAUCAAGCGUUUCGGGCUUUGGAACCGACCAGUUUGAUGAAAAAGAUGACAAGGAGAAAGCCCAAAUGGCCUAUUUCUUCAAUAGGUUCUUCCUCUUCAUUAGCACAGGAACUCUGGUGGCAGUCACGGUCCUCGUCUACAUGCAAGAUGAGGUCGACAGGAGUUUGGCCUAUGGAAUAUGGGUUUCUAUGUUUAUAGCCAUCGUAGUAUUUUUUGCAGGGACGAAAAGAUACAGAUAUAAGAAGAGCUCGGGAAGCCCCAUUGUUCAAAUUUUUCAGGUUGUUGUGGCUGCUAUAAGAAAGAGAAAGAUGAAAGCUCCGCUUGACAUUGCCUCACUGUACGAGAAUAAUCCUGAGGCUUUGAGAAUCGAUCACACAGAUCAAUUCCGUUUCUUGGACAAGGCUGCCGUUGUGGUGGAAGGAGAUUUUGAGGAGGGAAAUGCUACGGGAUCUAGUACCGCGAACCAUUGGAAGCUACGGACAGUUACAAGGGUGGAGGAGGUCAAAAUGAUGGUAAGAUUGCUUCCAAUAUGGGCCACAACCAUCAUGUUUUGGACGGCAUACGCGCAGAUGAUCACCUUCUCCGUAGAACAAGCGUCCACCAUGGAGAGAUCAAUCAGAAAAUUUCAAAUCCCGGCUGGCUCUCUCACAGUCUUCUUUGUGCUAGCCAUAAUUAUCACUCUUGCUUUUAACGACCGUGUCAUCAUGCCUCUUUGGAAGAAAUGGAAUGGCCAACCAGGUUUCACUAAUCUACAGAGAAUUGCAAUCGGCCUUGUCUUAUCAACUAUCGGAAUGGCAGCAGCAGCGCUAUCCGAGAGGAAGAGGUUAUCGUUGGCUAAAUCUGCACGCAGCGCCACUGGAACUCUGCCUAUUAGCGUGUUCUUGUUGAUCCCACAGUUCUUCCUGGUGGGUUCUGGUGAAGCUUUCAUAUACACUGGGCAGCUCGAUUUCUUCAUAACCAAGUCACCCAAAGGAAUGAAAACAAUGAGCACCGGCCUCUUCCUCAGUACUUUGUCCCUCGGUUUCUUCGUUAGUAGCCUCUUGGUUUCGAUCGUGACGGCAGUGACAGGAAACGAAGACGGGCAAGGAUGGCUCGCAAACAACAUAAAUUAUGGGAGGCUUGAUUGUUUCUAUGGACUAUUAACUGUUCUAAGUGUGAUCAAUUUCGUAGCUUAUCUUGUUUGUGCAAGGUGGUACCACAAGACACACAAACAGCAUGCAUUUGUUUUGCAGACGGCUUCUGCUAAUGGUGCAUAACUAAUAUGAUUUGUAUGUAAUUCCAGCAAAUGAAGUAUCUUCCCCUA